This is a messenger RNA of Saprolegnia parasitica CBS 223.65, 5427 nucleotides long. RefSeq lists its product as hypothetical. Gene Ontology annotation, molecular function: high voltage-gated calcium channel activity; calcium ion binding. The coding region runs from base 1 to 5427 and encodes 1808 amino acids. Gene Ontology annotation, biological process: calcium ion import across plasma membrane. Gene Ontology annotation, cellular component: voltage-gated calcium channel complex; membrane. NCBI's taxonomy places the organism in Eukaryota, Oomycota, Saprolegniomycetes, Saprolegniales, Saprolegniaceae. The transcript is spliced from 16 exons. The record is from RefSeq and is a predicted model, not a curated record.
AUGGCUUCGAUCGCACGUCCCAAGGUGGCCGUCGUUGCGCCGGCAAGGACGACCGACAACAUUUCGGCCCUCACCCACCACCACGGCCAAGACAAUUGGGGCCAAGAUGGCGCCAAGCACGCGUCCAUCGCGCUCCGGCUCCCAGCGACGGUCGCCGGGUUGUCCAAGAAAUCGCGGCUUCGGCGGCUUUGCAUCGAGCUCUACUUCUCCGAGGCUUUUCACCGAUGCAUUCUCUUGACAAUCGUGCUCAACACGAUUGUACUGGGCGUCGACACGUCGUCGUCAAUGGCCACGGAUGCGUCAUCGACCAUCACCACGGUGCUCGGCUGGCUUGACGUCGGCUUCAACGCGGUGUUUACGCUGGAGGUCUGUGUCAAGGUGCUGGCGGUCGGCGUGGUCGACGGGCCACAGUCGUACCUAAAAAGCCGCUGGAACAUUGUGGACAUGCUUCUCGUGCUCCUGGGCUGGCUCACGAUACUCUUGGCGACGCAGAGUUCGUCGCAGGUGCCCAACCUCGGACUGUUCCGCCUCUUGCGCAUCCUCAAGGUGCUUCGCGGAAUCACGUUCUCGCGCGGCCUCCAGACGCUCGUUCAGUCGCUCUUUGAGGCCAUGCAGCUCCUGGUGCAUGUUGGCCACCUCAUGCUGGUCGUGCUCGUUAUCUUUGCCAUUGCGGGCGUCAAUCUCUUCCAAGGCGCACUGCACCAGCAAUGCGACAACGAGUAUGUGGACGGCAGUGGGCCGCGCUGCGGCGGCGGGCGCACGUGUCCCAACAAUGGAACGUGCUCGGCGUAUGUCGUGAACACGACGACACUCUACAGGGACCUCAAUGACGGCUACACCUCGUUCGACCACUUUGGGCUCGCGCUACUGACCGUGAUUGAAGUCGUCUCGUUCUCCAACUGGGGACAGACGCUCUUCGCCCUCGUGGAAGCCAAGUCGCGUGCUGCGGCGCUCUAUUUUGUGCUUUUGAUCCCAGUGGGGGGCUACUUUGUCGUCAACCUCGUCAUUGCCGUCAUCCACGACGCCUACGCCCGCAAGCUCAAGCACAUUCAACGAGCACUCGUGACAGCACAGCUCAAGCUCAAAAAGAAGUCGCUCGCUGCAAAGCAGACGCGUCGGGCCCCGUCCGUGAUGGACGUCGUUCGCCUUCCAAAUGCGCUCCCGGCUACGAAGCUGUCGUACAUGGAGCUCCACCUCUUGCUCUCGCGCUUCCAAGACCAGAAUGGCCUCAUCAACUACACUGCGUUUGCCACUUUCUUUUCGCAGUCGAGUCAUGUCAACGAGACCAUGAACACGCUGCGACGCUUCCUUCAGCGCGCCAAAGUCGCGGGCUUGCACACCCACUCACUCUUUCGAUUUUUCGACAAGGACCAGGACGGUCGCUUGAGCCUCGCGGAACUCCAGAGUGGCUUUCAGGCCAUUGAAGCGAGCGUCGGCACUGCCGUAGACCACGCGACAGUCGUAGCGCUCCACGCGUACUUGGACCUGGACAACAGCGGACACGUCGACUUGGCCGAAUUCAUUCGCUUUGCGGACGCCCCGUCUCGGCAAAUGGAGCUCCUGGAGCAAAAAGUGCUCAUCGAGUGCCACGCGUGCGAGUUGCACGGGACGAACCUCCUUGAGCUCUUUCGGGCCGAGGACCCUACGCACCAAGGCAUGGUGAAUGUCGAUGGCUUCAAACGGGUUCUGAGGCGCAUGGGCUUUCAUGGCGCCGGCGUGCACCUACCUCCUUCCGUAGCAAAAACGCCGAGAACCCUUGCGUCGGAAGCUCAUGGCGCGCGAACGAGAUCGAGGACGUCGACCGUCGCCCUCGCGGUGAUGCACCACCGUGCCUUUGUUCUUGUGGUCAACAUGGCACUGCUUGUGAACGUCGUCGUGCUCCUUGUGCGCAACCCUACCGACGACGUUUCGCCACUGAUGGCCGACCCCCGCGUUGUCCAAAUCAACAACAAGACGAUGGCGGAUACGAAUGAUGUCGCAUGGACGCGGGUACUCAGCAGGACCACUGACAUCCUCUCGUGCAUCUUUUGCCUCGAAAUGCUCGUCAAAGUCAACGGGCUAAGUCUGUCUGGCUACGUCGCCGACACAUACAACCUCCUCGACGGCAUCGUCACCGUCAUUGGGGUGCUGCACCUCUGCUUCGCCAGCGUCACCUCGAUGCCAGACAGCGUCGUUCGCGGCUUCCGCAUCGUUCGCAUUGUUCGCGUCUUCGCCCUCGGGAAGCAGUGGCUAUCGUUCCGCAUGCUCUUAGAGACGAUGCUGACGAGCUUUCGCGGCCUUUGCUACUACGCGAUCUUGCUCAGCCUCGUGCUCUACGUCUUUGCGCUCAUUGGCAUGAACCUCUUCGGGCACUCACUGUCGUCGUUCCAGUCGCUUUGGAAGGCGCUCUUGAUCGUCUUCCAGAUCUUCACGGGCGACGAGUGGACCAGCGUGCUCUAUAGUUGCAUGCACACGAGCACGUACAACGGCGUCCUUUUCAUCAUAUCGGCCUUUGUCGCUGGCUUUUACAUCUCGCUCAACGUCUUUCUAUCGAUUUUGCUUCAGAAUUUCGACUCGGACGAAAACGUCCAUCACCGGUCGUACUUUGAGACGCUUGCCAACGCCGAGUUCGGUUGUCUGUCCACACUCUCGGCAUGGGUUUUGAAGCCGUGGCAGACGUCGCCACCCGAUCGGACCCGCGAACUCCCAGCCAGCGGCAGCUCCCGUUCGAGCGUCAUGGACGCCGAAGCCAUUCUUUCCGCCGUCCGACGGGGCAGCCGAUGCGCAGACCCAACAACGAUGCGCCUCCAUGAGAUCGCCGACAUGUUGUUCUUUCACAUGAAAGUUCGCAACAUCUGCGUUGAGCACAAGUGGUACUUUGCCUGCGUUCACGGUUCGGACAUUGUGGCUUUCUUGUUGAAGCACGGGUAUGCCAGCAACGAUCUUGACGCUGAGGCGAUGGGCAACCGCCUCGUGACGAUCGAGCGGCUUCGGCCCACGCAGCUUCUCGCAGCAGGCUCACCACCAAACGUCGACGUCUGCGCCGUCAUGCAGGAGCUUGUACGCGCUGUCCAAGGUCCGUUGGCAAAUGACGACAGUAUCUUUUCGCUCCACCCGCGCUAUGGUCUGCAGCCGUUGCACCCGUCGAUACAGCGGGCCAAGACGGCGCACCAGCGCCGGGCCAAAAGAGCCACCGAAUCUCGUCAAGAGCGGCACCGCGCGCUAUUGACCGGGAACGCGCUUGGCUGCUUUCCCGCGACCAGUUCGUUCCGAGCGCGCAUUGUCUCGCUCACGCUGCACCGAGCGUUUGACACUGUGGUGCUCCUGAGUAUCCUUCUUUCCUGCGUUCUUGCAGCGAUGGAAGGCAGUGCGAGCAGCGGCGACGCGUACGCGACCUUGUUUUUCUGGGGCGACGCGGCUUGCACACUUCUCUUUACGAUCGAGAUCCUGCUGCGCGUGAUUGCGCAAGGACUGUGGUUCACGGGUCCGCGCGCCUACUUGCGCGACGGCUGGAACGUUCUGGAUUGCGCCGUCACGGUCUUUGCGCUCAUGACGCUUGGCGCGUCGCUAGGUGCUUCCACGACGCACAGCGUCACAAAAGGCUUUAGCGCAGCCAAGCCACUUCGGGCGUUCCGGGCGCUUCGGCCGCUGCGCAUUGCGCACCACAACGACGGCAUCAAGGUCGUCUUGUCGGCGAUUCUGAAAACGCUGCCCUGCGUCGUGCACAUCCUUGGCGUCGUCGUCGUGUUUGUCUGCAUUUUUGCGCUCGUGGCCGUCGAGCUCUUUGCAGGCAAGCUCGCCUACUGCGAGAGCGCCGAGCCGCUCGAUCGAUAUACCAAGGGCGUGAAUGCGUGCCUGAGCGAUCCCGACGUGCAGCGGGCUUGGGUGACACCCAUGAACAACUACGACACUGUCGGCGACGCCAUUGUGUACUUGCUUCAGCUCACGACGUUGCAAGGCUGGUCGGGUGCGAUGCACGACGUCAUCGACGCGCCAUCGACUGGCUUUGCAGGGCUGCCGCGCGUCCAAGACAACACGCCAUCGUACGCGCUUUUCUUCCUCGUCUUUGUCGUCGUGUGCGGCUUCUUCAUGAUGGGGCUCUUUCUCGGUGUCAUCGUCUACAAGUUUGACCAAAUCAAAGCCGCGUCCGAGGGCACCAUUUUCCUGACCGAGGAGCAGAAACGUUGGGUCAGCAUUCAACGGCAACUGUUUACGACGCGCCCGCACUACGUGCCGAGCAACCCACACGCCCGGCAAAGCCUUCGAUAUGCGGCGUUUGCCUGCAUUCAACACUGGGUCUUUGAGGUCGUCACGAUAUCGGCGGUCGGACUCAAUGUGGUGCUCAUGGCCACGGACCACUUCCCGUCGUCGCCAUCGUACCAAGCAACGUACGACGAUCUGCAGUGGGCGUUCACGGCGUUCUUCGUCCUCGAAGCGUGCAUCAAGGUGGUGGCGCUUGGAGUGCGCGGCUACAUCCGCACUCGGGCCCAUUGGCUCGACCUCGUCGUGCUCUGUGUGUCCGUCUCGGACUCGUUUAUCGACGUUGGCGUGCUUCGCAUGUUGCGUGUCGGUCGCGCCUACCGCUUACUCAAGAACUCGCGCGGGCUGCUCUCGCUUUUACAUACGCUCGAGACGUGCUUACCGUCGCUCUUGAACGUCGGGUCGCUCCUCGUGCUGGUCAUCUUUGUCUACGCCAUUCUGGGCAUGAACCUCUUUGGAGAGAUCAUCGAAGGCGAGUGCCUCCGACCCGGCCGCAACUUUGAAUCGCUGAGCAGUGCCAUGCUGGUGCUCUUCGUUGUUGCGACGGGCGACAGGUGGGAUUGCUACUUGAGCGACGUGCUUCCGCUCCAUCCGCACGUCGGCCGCGUGUACUUUUUCUCGCUCUUGAUUUUGGGCAACUAUGUCGUGCUCAACAUACUCAUUGCGGUGGUGCUCGAGAGCUUUAACGAAUUCAUGGCCGGGUGUGACACUGAGCUCGAAGACCAGCCGACGAACGACCACCUUGACGCGUUUGCGGCUGCGUGGGGCCAGCUCGCCCACCAAGGAUCGCUCUUUCUUCCGUCGUACAAGCUCGCAGCACUGCUGCGUAUGAUACCGCCGCCGCUCGGCUUGCCUCGUCUUGGGCAGCAUAUCAACGUCGUCCAAUUCGUUCGUAGCUUGGACGUGCGACGCAACGCGGCCAAAGACAUGUUUUACCUCGACAUCUUUUACGCGCUUUGUCAUCGAACGAUGCCCAACGGCGCCACAAACUUGGAGUCGGCGAUGGUCGAAAAGCACUUGCAGACGACGCUCGCCACCCAUGCGCUGCGCCACUUUCACGAGCUCCACUCGGUGCAGCUGACUUUAGCGUCGUUUCAGCGCUUUGACCUCACGCUCGAGUUCAACUCGGCCCUCGCGAUCCAGAAGGUGUGGCACAAGCACCGGCAACAAGGCACAAAGAUGAAUUAA